Heterobasidion irregulare TC 32-1 is the source of this 408-nucleotide messenger RNA. RefSeq lists its product as uncharacterized. The coding region runs from base 1 to 408 and encodes 135 amino acids. The record is from RefSeq and is a predicted model, not a curated record. The transcript is spliced from 2 exons. Lineage: Eukaryota; Fungi; Basidiomycota; Agaricomycetes; Russulales; Bondarzewiaceae.
AUGACGAGCCUCUCCAACCGCAGCGAGGCUCAUCAUGUCAGCCAUGUAUUGGCAUGGGUGGCUUCUUCACCUCUUAAUGGCCUUUUUAGCCCUGCCAUACCCCUGUCCUACCCUGAACCUUCUAGCUUUUCAGGUAAGAAUGCCGAAUGGCCGCAGUGGGCAAGACAAGGACAUAGAAAUGGCACCCCCAAAUCAAUCCAUUGGUCCCUGCGACGCUGUCAUCCAACUCGGACAGAAGUUCGUAUCCAAUUUGGAGAGCGUGGAUAUAAUUCAUGGGUGUCCAACGUCCUCAGCCCUAGCCAUAUACGCCGCCCCCUCUUAGCCCCCUCCCACAUGUCCGUACAGGUUCUAGCCGUUGCCGUCGAGAAGGAGGUAUCGGGGAGGAGUGCUUGUCGUCGGAUGUGUUGA